CAACAACAUCAAAUUACACGAGAAUGUACUGUUUUCACGCGCUUUUCAUUCAAAGUGUUGGAAUAUAUAUUUCGCAACAUAUACCUGCUCAGAAUAUCAGAAAUAAAGGAAUUGUGUAUUCAGGUCUUGACAAAGAGAAAUCUAAAAGAAACAGUCGUGCAUAUAAUUCAAAUAAGACCUCAAAGUUUGAUAUUGAACUCACUUCUACAGCUAAUAUAACGGAAAGAAAGUCAGAGACAUUUCCACACUUCCUAAACAUGAUAAAAAGCCAAUCUGACGCUUCUUUUUUUAAAAAUAUAAGGGGAGGAGCGUGCGGGGAUGAUGAUAUUCCUUCCGGUAUGAGCACGCCUGACCGACCGCCACAAGUCAGAAAUGGCAUGGUGGACCGUGAUGGUAUGAAGCGAAACAAGGACUUCUGGCAGCAGAGAAUCGACAACCAUGAAGUUGAUAGGCUUAUCAAUCCGUUUAGUGAGUUCUGGGGAAAUGACAGGAAUAAAUAUAGAGACGUUUUACAAAAUGCCAAAGCAGUCUGGAAGGGCGCGGACAAACGCACGAAAUUGACAAAAGCAGACGACAAAUACGGUCGGCCGGUCGAAGGGACGCUUACGGAAUAUAGAGGAAACAAAGCGAAAAACUUUAUCGCUAAUAACAUAAUCGAAUGCUGUGACACUAUACGAACGAUCGGUGAACAGAAAGCAGACGGUACUUGGGAAGUGACUUUUGGAAAGUUAUUCAGAGCAUACGAGAGAAUAAAUGACAAAGUUGUCGGCCUUUUGGUGAGGGCUAGACGUCACGGUCUAUUAGACUUUCCCGGGGAGAUGUUGUAUCAAAGACAAGACGAUGACGUCAUUAUAAAGUUGUUCAAAGUUCCAACAGUAGAGGAGUUGAACUUAAAAUAUAUAGAGUUCCAAAAGGAGAGAGAGGAAUUAAAUAGCAGAAAGGAGAAUGAACUGAAUAGUGUGAACGAGGCUGAACAGUGAUAUGGAUGUUGGUUAUUAACAUCCGACAAUCUAGACGUCAUACAUAUCUAAAGAUCUAUGCAAGAAUAAAAUUGUUGCCACAAGAUAAUUUAGUUUCGACCCAUUUACGAUCCAACAAAAAUAAGGAUCGUUAA
Messenger RNA from Ruditapes philippinarum (Manila clam), 1114 nucleotides. RefSeq lists its product as uncharacterized. The transcript has 2 exons. The coding region runs from base 24 to 980 and encodes 318 amino acids. Gene Ontology annotation, molecular function: actin binding. The record is from RefSeq and is a predicted model, not a curated record. NCBI's taxonomy places the organism in Eukaryota, Metazoa, Mollusca, Bivalvia, Venerida, Veneridae. Gene Ontology annotation, biological process: positive regulation of Rho protein signal transduction.